UACUGCAUGAUUAUUUUUUUUUUGUUCUUUCACAGACUUAUGGAUUCCAAAUGGAAAGCACAGGCACUGCCAUAAGAAAUGCAGACAGAGGAUUUCCACAGGAUGACGGUCGGAGAAGUUUUGUCCUGGACACUGAAUCUUUACAGAUUUACUCUGAAGCAACAUUCCAACAAAUGCCCUUAGAUAUUUCUCUGAAUACAGGGAAAUACAGGAGUCACAGUGUGCUGGUUAAAUGUCUUCACAAAGAGAGGAAUAAAAACCAGAUGAGAACAUUUCAUAAUGAACUAGAAAUCUUGACAUCUUUAUCAGAUGAGCAUCCCAACAUUUUCACUUUAUUUGGGCACUGUGAAGAUGAAAGGUGUGAAUACAGUGUCUUUGAGAGCUGUGAUCAAGGCGACCUGAAGCAGCAUCUGAAACAACUCCGAUACAGUAGUGACAAUCCACCAGAUGUUACCUUUAAACUCCAAGCCUCAGAACUCAUGUCAUAUGCAUCAGAUGUUUUAUCAGCAGUCAUUUUCUUGAAAGAAAAAAUGAUAAUCCACAGACUUGUAAUUCCUAUGAACAUUUACCUUUUUUCCCAUGGAAGGGCCAAGCUUGCCAACUUUAAUUUUGCCAUUAAUUCUACCUUAGAAUCUCAACCAGAACCCAUUCCCAGGAAAUACUACCCCUGGCUGGCAGUGGAAUCUAAAAGAAGAAAAAUUUAUUCAAAUGAGUCUGAAAUAUGGACAUUUGGGGUGCUGCUUCUAGAAAUUGCCAGCUUGGGAUACAGUUUUCCUGAGGAAGAAAAUGAGUUUUACCUCAUGCCUCCUAAAUCAUGUAUCAGAAAAUU
Messenger RNA from Saccostrea cuccullata (small rock oyster), 829 nucleotides. RefSeq names its product tyrosine-protein kinase receptor Tie-1-like. Lineage: Eukaryota; Metazoa; Mollusca; Bivalvia; Ostreida; Ostreidae. The record is from RefSeq and is a predicted model, not a curated record. The annotation marks the transcript as partial. The transcript has 6 exons. Gene Ontology annotation, biological process: protein phosphorylation. Gene Ontology annotation, molecular function: ATP binding; protein tyrosine kinase activity.